Messenger RNA from Centrocercus urophasianus (Greater sage-grouse), 1508 nucleotides. RefSeq names its product homeobox A11 (gene HOXA11). NCBI's taxonomy places the organism in Eukaryota, Metazoa, Chordata, Aves, Galliformes, Phasianidae. Bases 145 to 1035 code for a protein of 296 amino acids. The transcript has 2 exons. Gene Ontology annotation, molecular function: DNA-binding transcription factor activity, RNA polymerase II-specific; RNA polymerase II cis-regulatory region sequence-specific DNA binding. Gene Ontology annotation, biological process: regulation of transcription by RNA polymerase II; anatomical structure development. Gene Ontology annotation, cellular component: nucleus. The record is from RefSeq and is a predicted model, not a curated record.
GCCGCACCUCCCCGCCGAGGCCGGAGGCUCUCCACGUCAGCUUACGUCUCCCAAUUUCUUACUUCACGGAUCUGCUUCAAAGGGGCAGCUGCGCUAGAGAAUCAUGUUAAGCUCAGCUAAUGCGGAGAAGCCGAGGUAGCCCUAAUGAUGGAUUUUGAUGAGCGUGUUCCUUGUUCCUCUAACAUGUAUUUGCCAAGUUGUACGUACUACGUCUCGGGUCCUGAUUUCUCCAGCCUCCCUUCUUUUCUGCCCCAGACCCCGUCUUCUCGCCCUAUGACAUACUCCUACUCCUCCAACCUGCCCCAGGUCCAACCCGUGAGAGAAGUGACCUUCAGGGAAUAUGCCAUUGAUCCCUCCAGUAAAUGGCACCCCCGGAACAACCUGCCCCACUGCUACUCCGCAGAGGAGAUCAUGCACAGAGACUGCUUGCCUUCCACCACCACCGCCAGCAUGGGCGAGGUGUUCGGCAAAAGCACCGCGAACGUCUACCACCACCCCAGCGCCAACGUCUCCUCCAAUUUCUAUAGCACGGUGGGCAGGAACGGGGUCCUGCCGCAGGCUUUCGACCAGUUUUUCGAGACGGCGUACGGCACGGCGGAGAACCCGUCCUCCGCGGACUAUCCGCCGGACAAGAGCGGCGAGAAGGCGCCCACGGCCGCCGGGGCGACGGCGGCAACUUCAAGUUCGGAGGGCGGCUGCGGCGGGGCGGCGGCGGCGGGGAAGGAGAGGCGGAGGCGGCCGGAGAGCGGCAGCAGCCCCGAGUCAUCUUCCGGCAACAAUGAGGAGAAAUCCGGCAGCUCCAGUGGACAACGGACCCGUAAAAAGAGAUGCCCCUACACCAAAUAUCAGAUUAGAGAGCUAGAAAGGGAAUUCUUCUUCAGUGUCUACAUAAACAAAGAGAAACGCCUCCAGCUCUCCCGAAUGCUCAAUCUGACCGACCGCCAAGUAAAAAUAUGGUUUCAAAACAGAAGAAUGAAAGAAAAAAAAAUUAACAGGGACCGAUUACAAUAUUACUCAGCUAAUCCACUACUCUAAAACUCGUAGCGUUUUUCAAGACGAGAUUAAAUUCAGAUUUUGCCCUUGACAAGGUCAAGCCACGAGGUUACGUGGAGGAAGGAGGUGUGUAUCUGACGGGACUCGAAGAACCCGAGGUUUUCCAUACAUGUAAAUCUGCUCUGGACGUUCCAUGACGGUUUAUUGUUUUGUCUAUAUAUUUACGUUCCAACUGGAAUCGGUUUGAUUUUGCCACACGUGGCGUCCAUCCAUUUCCACCGCGCGCGUCACCUCCGAGCGCCUGGCCCACGCCUCUCACCUUCCCGCACCGCGUUGGGCAGAUCCGGGAGGGGACAGGGCUGUCCCCGUGUCCCGCUGCCCCCUCGGAGCGUGGCGUGGGCACCGGCACCGCGAGCGGCCGCAGCCAGGACGCAAACUUUGGGAAAUGAUCUCUCGUCCUUCCCGGAAGGAAAAUGUCUGUGGUUGAGGCAGUGCGCCAUUGCCCAUGGGUUUGA